Neospora caninum is the source of this 4770-nucleotide messenger RNA. RefSeq lists its product as hypothetical. The transcript has a single exon. NCBI's taxonomy places the organism in Eukaryota, Apicomplexa, Conoidasida, Eucoccidiorida, Sarcocystidae. The record is from RefSeq and is a predicted model, not a curated record. The coding region runs from base 1 to 4770 and encodes 1589 amino acids.
AUGGAGCUCGCCCAUAGUCCCUGGCCUCCUCCGCAUGCAGGCGGCGAGUCUUUGUCACUGCGUGCGGCAGCGCCCCUCUGUGAGGCAGCCUCCUCCCAGGGGGAAAGCUGUCGUGUUUCUGCCUCCAGAGAGACGUCUUUUCCUCGCAUCUUCCGAGGCUCUCCUGACCCUUCUCGCGCUUCUUCUCCUCACUCCAAAGAUAGUUCCUUGCCCGCUGCAAAUCGCGAUUGCCUCUCUCCGCGACCGGCGCCAACCACAGCCUCUGGAGGCGCUUCUUCCCAGCCUUCCUGUGCUCCCCAGUCUCCCUCCCCAAGCCUCGCUCUUCGCACCGGCCGGGACCCUGCGUCCGCGGCGCCUCCGAAUCCGCUCUCUCAGCGUCACGGAGACAGCGUCGAUGAAGUCUUGGUCUGCAGCCGCGCAGAAGCAGAUCGCAUUGCCUCCGCGCGCCGAGCUUCCGUCCACUCCGCAUUUGCUGUCCUCCCUGGGUUGUCUCUGCGCCUCUUCUCUUUCUUUGUCGCCUUUCUCUCCGUGUUUGCUGUGCAUCUCCACAUCGCCUCACUCUCCCUGCUCGUCCGUCGCGAGGCGCCGGCAGACUACCGCCCAAAUGUCCCCUCCGGUGCGGCCGAAAGCUCAGAGACCCCAGGCGGUGCGUUGCGAGAGACGGAACUCGCCGAGCCCGCGCCGCACGUGCUUCUCCGGGAUCUCUUUCCGCGAGCGUCGCCCGCUGCCUCCGCCGCCCUCCUCGCAAGUCCCCCGACCGGUGCGCAUCUGCCAGCUUUAGUGCGCACUCAAAAUGGAGCGCAGACGACUGCCGAGCCAGCUCAGGAAGCGUUGCUGACCACGCUGCUCCCUCGAGGCAAAGGGGCGCGCGACACCCCCGCCGCCUCCCUGUCUUCCCGUCCGGAAGCGAAGGAGGCCGCGUUCGCCUCGGAUUCGCCGAACGGGUUUUCUUUCCUAGACUUCUCGUCCUUCCGUGCUGCGUCGGCCCUUUUCCCCCCCUCGCUUCUGACCUCUCCGUCGCCCCUCCCGGCCGCCUGGCCGUUCGCCGAGGAUCUCCUCAUUGCCUGGCACCUCGCCUGCCAGGCGCUUGGCUGUCUCUUUUACGGCUUCGCUGCGGACUUCCGGGGCCGGCGCUGGGUGCUCUCGAGAGCCCUGAAACUCUUCACCGUUGCCUCGCUCGCGUUCACUGUGUGUGCACUCCUCACGGCGCGGAUGUUUCACCAGGACCAGCCGGUGCCUCCUCCCCACGCGUCGUCUCUCUCGCAAGCAGGCGCAGCCUCGUUCGACCAAGGGCCGCCUCAUAAGGCCAACGCCUCCGGGAACACCGCACAGGCCGUCCAACCUUACGUUGCGGGGAGUGGCGGGGGCCAGGCGCGUGGACGGUCCGAAGUGAAGGAGAAAGGAGCGAGAGCAGGCGAAGCAGCGACCGCCAGUGUUGGGCCAGUUUGGGGCUGGAAUCAGAGACGGCUGUCGUUCGCGGGCUCCUCGGAACGGGUUCCUCUCGCUGCGCCGCGUUCCCCGCCUAGAGACCCCAGCACAGUCGGGGGAGAGACCAGCGAACACUUGCCCCGGACGCAGGCGGAGACGCAGGUUGCGGCGCUCGGCAGUCCACCCGAGACUGGCGCGGAAGACGUGGGGAAUGCCUCGCCAGAAGACGUCCAGGAGACGCGCACGCAGAGCGAGAACCGACUGGAGGAUGCGUCUCCUGGGCUCGCUGCGUCGCCAAGGGCUGGCGCUUCGUUCGCGGCAUCAGAGGAGUCCCAGAAAGGCGAAAGGCCCUUUUCUCCGGGAUUCUCCGAUGCGGACGACGCGGAGCCAGGGAGCUCCGUGCCGAGCUUCCGCAAUCCUGCGCCUCGGUCGUUUUCGCCCGCCCUAGCCCUGAAUUCCCUCGCCGGCGUGUCGCCAGGAGCGGCGGGAAGCAAGUGGGGUUUCAUGAACCCUGACGCGUUUCCUCCCGUUUUCUCUUGGCAGACAGUGCGAGACUUCGGGGACUCUCUCUGGCGCUCGACCCUCGCGAGUUUGGAACGAGCCUGGAAUGUACUAAAGUCUUCCUCACUCGUCGCCUCUGUUGUGCUCCUCCCCUUCAUCGUCGCGCCGGUACUGGCUCUCCUCUUCUUUUCCUUGGCUGCUGCCGCUUGCGGGGGAGUCUUCGUCGUCUCCCACUGCAUCUGUUUCGAGGCGGCCGCAUCCUUCCGGCUGUCUCUGCAUCCCAAGGCGGCGCAGGCUGCCAGCCCUCCAGGCUCCGCUCAGGAGACAGUGUCUCCUGGGUGCCUGUCGCCUGUGAACGGGGACAGCUUGAGGAGGCGGGUUCCUGGGGGGCGUGAAGCAUUAGAUUCGCCCCUCCUCGCUCCUGCGUCGUCUCGAGCUCGCCAAGGCGCCUCGCUGUCUGUGCUCGCUUGGCGGCUGCAGGAGCUCCUGGCGGCCGUUUGCUCACCGGUGCAUGGCCUGUUUCGGCGGCAGCUGGAGACGCCGCAUGCAGUCAGUCGGUUCGCCUUCUCGUCCUCCCCGUACAUCCCCAUUGCCUAUCUGGUGGCGAUACAGAUGGCGGCGCAUUUCUUUCUUCCUGUUGUUCUCUCGGCCUUUCUCUCGCAGGCUGCGCCGCCUGCGUCUGCAGUCUCCAUUGCACCCUUCCCCUUGUUUUGCUUAGCUGCGUCUUUUCCGCUUCCCCUCUGCCUGCUCCUUCUUCUCAUCACAGAUUGUAUUCUCGCAGAAAAUCCGUACUUCCUCUCUCAACGCGUGUCUCUUCUGAAGGCGUUGCGUUCGCGUGCGCCGGAAACCAAGAGCCCGCGCCGCAGGACUACGAAAGUCCACCCUACUCAGCCUGCCGGCGGCGGCUCUUCCGACCUGUCCCCCGUGUCUUCUGUGGCGAUCCAAGUCCACUGUCCACCCCCGUCUUCCGGCGCAGGCUGUGGACAUGCGACUUUGAGUGCCGCGCCCUUCCGCACGCAAAGAGACUCGCCAGCGAGCUCUCUUCCGCGAGGCGACGCUGCUGAACCCGGCGGCGUCGAGCACCCGCCUGCGUCCUCGUCCUCGCUCCCGGCAGCGUUUGAUUCAGAGGCGCUCGGAUCUGCCGUUCACAGACUGUCUCUGCCAAACCCUGAGAGGGCCUCGCAGCCAAGACGCAGCACGUCGUCAAGUGAGCUGUUGGCUCCGCUUCUCCCAGCUGACGGUGGAACCGGAAAUUCUGCUUCAGGCGACGAAGCGUCGGUUUCUCCGAGAUCCGAAGCAGCUGGUUGGUGUUGCCUAUCGUGUUGCGUCCGUGCAGGUUUUUCGUGUCUGUGUCCGUGUGCGCGUCGCUCCAGUGGCGAUCGGGGGACGUGUUGCCCAUGUACCGUUCCCCUGGCAGCGAAAAGGUCGAUUCCGGUGUACAGACAGUAUCUGAAAACCAGCCGCGUGACUUCGCUCUGGGGCGUCACUGCCCCGGCUGCGUUCAUCGGUGCCGCGUUCUCCCUGCGGGGCUUUUUCCGCUUUCUGCUGCUGGACUGCGUUGUCCUCGAGGCCACUCAGCAGGGAUUCGCGCAGAACGGGAGCCCGCCUGUCUUUUCUCCAGGACAGGCACAGACUAUGGCGGCUCUCGCUCCGCUCCUCUCGGUUGAUUUCUCAUGGUUUAAUGCCAUCUUCCCUUCUGCGCCAGGCGCCGCGCCGAUCGCUCCGGGCCCGAUCCAGUCGGAAAUCGGACCUGAGCUUCAUCUCUUUCAACUCUGCAUCCCCGUGAUGCUUGUUCGCGUCCUCACAGCGAUUCUCCCGGUUUUUCUUCUCUCACUUCUGCCACCCAAGCCUCUGCAGAUGGUGGGAGGCAUUGUGUGUGGCUUCAUGAGCUUUGGCAUUGCCUUGACGCUGACGACGCUCAGCCAGCGGUUUCCGUCGAUCCCCCCCAUCUCCGCUUCCAAAACCGCGUCGCUGCUCUACGAAAUUGUCUUCUGCUGGUGCAGUUUCGCCCCGGCCUUCACUGUCGCUCUCCUCCCUCUCCAGGGGUUCCAUACAGGUGUUCGCGGCGGCGCGGCGGCCGCCGCGUCUGCCUGCGUCAGGGCGGGGGCAGGGCUUGCCAUUAUUGUCGUUCAGUUGUUGUUUCGCGUUCCCUCGUGGCGGAACUUUCCGGAUAUCUUCUCGAACGACGAUCCCUCUCUAGGUUCCCCUCUUGACUCCGCUCCUGCGGCGGAGCUCUCGUCGACGACUACUGUCUCCCCGCCUGGGAGCAUGCAGAGCGGAGGGCCUCCGACGGAUACCGGAUCGGUGGGUCAGACCAGCAGUGACGAUGCAUGCUCGGCAGAGGCAGUUGCGGCUGCCAUGUUCGCGUGUGGGUAUUAUGUGAUAGCGGCGGCUCUGACUCUAAUGCUCACGACGCACGUUCGCCUUCCAACUUUUUUUGGAGACCAGUUGAUUGAGGAAGAGGAGAGUCUGCAGCAAGGUACGACUGCCGAGGCGACUGGGCGCAUCGCGGGCCGGAACAAACGAGGAGCCCGGCCGGAGCUCCGCCGCCUCGUUUCGCAGCGGUGGGGAGCACAGUGGGUAGAGGGUGAGGAGGAGGGCGUCGGAGUCAUUCUGGAUCGACUGUAUCUUCACCUCGUCACGCGCCCGGGAGAUAACCGUGGGGGCGAGCUGGAAGAGGAUGACGAAUUUGAAGAACUCGCGGACGAAGUGCGCUUCUCAGGAAUCACGAGUGAGCAAUCCAUUUCACAAACGAGCGGCACGGCGGGAGGCGAGAAAGACAGUGAACGCUGCCGAACUCAGGUGCUGCGAAGCCGUAGGACCUACCUUUCUCCCGACUGA